ACUUUCUUCUUCCACUUUACAUCUAUUUUGAUAUUUCCUUUCCAAAUGUUUUUAUUUAUAUUUAUUUCUCUAUUACUGUAUACUACUGGCGUAUUUCAAUUUUGUCACACAGGCUCACCAGGAUUAUCUGCACUUUUUUAGUAUUGCAUGUUGAUAUUACAUUUUGACCAGGACGAAAGGAAGAGUCAUGACAAAAAAUUUAUAUAUGCGCGAGAAAUCCUCUGAUACAAGUCCCAUUAAACUGCACUGCUAAAAAUUUCAGUGCAAUAAAAUCUGCAUUCAUCUAUUUCAGUUCACUUAUCCGAAUGCGAAUUUUGCACUGCUCGAGAACAGUGUUUGUUCGUCGAAUGUGGUACAAAAAGUUGCAUGCCAACAGUGCAAUAUAGUCGAAUGCUUUAAUUAUAAUAAUUAAAAGCCGAAUGCAACAAUUGCACUGGGAGAGAGAACGCCAAUUGAAUAUGCGGCAUCGAAAAUGUUCCCACUGAGUGCGCACUAGUGCGGGUCGCAGAAUUCAUUAUUAGAUUAAUGUGACAGUGGCAAAAAUUAUUUUGUACAUGAUUUUCCAUGUGUAUUGUGCAUUAACUUACUAAUUAUUUAUUAAUUACGAUUCACUGUAAUGGAAAUAGACGGAGAGCUGGCUGCAUAAAAACGCAAGGUCAUCUUUUUCUUAGGUGGGUGGGUGUUUUUUGUAAAAAAGUUAUUUCGUGACUAUGAAGUUCAUCACAGAUUAGUACAACUAAUUUUUUCUACUACAUUUUCCUUAUCUUGUACUAUGUUUGAGCUUAUUAUUUUUGAAAUAGUUGGAGUUCUUGAUUCAAGUUCCAGAUACUUUCACUGGAAUGUUGGUCUCUAUAUGCUUCUAUUUAUGGUAAUCGUUUUGAUUCCAUUUUAUAUAGCAUAUUUUAUCAUUAGCAAUAUUAGAUUUGUAAGACUGAAGUUAAUACGACCAUUAACUAUAGUAGUAUAUCUCUUCUAUCUCUACUUAUUUUGGAAGAUAGGUGAUCCAUUUCCAAUUUUAAGUCCAAAGAAAGGUCUAUUAUCUAUUGAACAAGGUGUCAGUAGAAUAGGAGUGAUUGGUGUUACUGUAAUGGCACUACUGUCAGGAUUUGGUGCUGUAAAUUAUCCAUAUAACUCAAUGGCUUAUUUUAUGCGACCUGUAACGUAUGCUGACGUACAAGGUACAGAAAGGCGAUUGUUACAAACAAUGGAUAUGAUUGUUGCUAAAAAGAAGAGGAUAGCAUUAGCUAAAAAAGGAGAAAUUUUGGGACAAACUGAAACUCGAUCUCGACUUUGGGGAAUGUUUGGGCCCUUAGGAGGCACUAAAAGUAAUCAAGAAAGCAUCAAACAGUUGCAAACAGAAGUUACAGCGUUAGAGGAAUUGUCACGACAAUUAUUUUUGGAGGCACAUGAUAUUCAAAAUGCAAGAGAACGUUUGGAGUGGGCUGCUACUUGGCAGGGAAAAUAUUUUAAUGUUUUAGGAUAUUUUUUCUCUGGAUAUUGUACUUGGAAAAUAUUCAUAUCGACAAUUAAUAUAGUUUUCGAUCGGGUUGGUAAAAAGGAUCCGGUAACAAGAGCAAUCGAAAUUGCAGUACACUGGAUUGGUUUUGACAUUGAUGUAACAUUUUGGUCUCAACAUAUUUCUUUUUACCUCGUUGGUUGUAUUGUAUUGACAUCGAUCCGAGGUUUACUGCUAACCCUUACAAAGUUUUUUUAUGCUAUAUCAAGUAGCAAAUCGUCAAACAUUAUUGUACUUAUACUUGCUCAGAUAAUGGGUAUGUAUUUCGUAUCAUCCGUACUUCUAAUGCGGAUGAACAUGCCUGCGGAAUAUCGAAUUAUAAUAACUCAAGUUUUAGGAGAAUUACAAUUUAAUUUUUAUCAUAGAUGGUUCGACGUUAUAUUCUUGGUGUCGGCACUGUCUUCGAUAGUGUUUUUAUACCUAGCUCAUAAGCAAGCACCUGCAGAACGAAUUUUUAGUUGAAUAAAAUAUUUUUUAAAUUAAAUGAAAAUAUUUCUUUAUA
Ceratina calcarata is the source of this 2018-nucleotide messenger RNA. RefSeq names its product golgi pH regulator (gene GPHR). Gene Ontology annotation, cellular component: Golgi cisterna membrane. Gene Ontology annotation, molecular function: voltage-gated monoatomic anion channel activity. The coding region runs from base 773 to 1978 and encodes 401 amino acids. NCBI's taxonomy places the organism in Eukaryota, Metazoa, Arthropoda, Insecta, Hymenoptera, Apidae. Gene Ontology annotation, biological process: intracellular pH reduction. The transcript has 8 exons. The record is from RefSeq and is a predicted model, not a curated record.